Molecule: messenger RNA, 1868 nt
Organism: Tachysurus fulvidraco (yellow catfish)
Lineage: Eukaryota; Metazoa; Chordata; Actinopteri; Siluriformes; Bagridae
Product: HMG box-containing protein 4-like
Exons: 12
Coding region: 121-1581 (486 amino acids)
Source: RefSeq, a predicted model, not a curated record
AUUUCACCCAAACCGCUGGGGGCGCUAUUUCGCCUUUAUCGCCUUCUUCUAUUCAGCUCUUUGGUGGAAUAAAAAAGAAGAUGGCGGCGAGGAUAGCCUGAAGUUUAUGUAUGCUAGUUAAUGAUGGAGGGUGAGGUGAGCCUGGUGGCAGGCCGCAGUCAGAGAGAGAAGAGGAGAUCUUACAAGGACCUCCUGCGAGAAGAGGAGAUCAUCGAUGCUGAGGUUCGCAAGUCCUCGAAGAAGCGUCCCAAGGAGUCUGAUGGGUUUGCAGUGAGCGGCGAGUUUCACAAGAAGAAAAAGAAGCAUCAUGACGAUUAUCAUUACAAAGAUCACCACAAGAAGAAAAAAAGGCCAUCCGACAGCUCCAUGUCCGCCGCAGCGCCCUCCAGUUCCCCUCACGAUGGCAUGACCGCCAUGGGUCUGCUUCAGGCCAUCACCUCUCCUACAGCUGUGGGCUCAGAACCUUGCCCUAUGCUUCCCAAGAAACCGUCAUACCCCUCACUCCCAUCAAAUAAAGAUCGCAGGAGAGAAAGCGUACCAAUGCCCAAAACAGCUAAGAAGAAACCGCAUGUAACGAGAGAGGCGUUGCCAAUGGUCGGGGAGGAAGUGGAGCUGGAAGGACAUUACGGGGGAUCUUACGAUCUGCUCAAUGACGACAACUCCUUGUCAGCGGAAGACGAAGAAGGAGGUCAGCUGGUCAUCGAUGAUUCCUUCAACCAGUACAGAAAGAAGAGCAAAAAGAGCAAGAAGAGCAAGAAGAAGAAAGACAAGGAGAAAGAGCGUCGUCACGUCGUCAAAUCCAAUGGCAGCUCAGACGGGGGUUCGUACGCCGUAGGACGGUCAGGAUCACACACGGACAAAAAGAGAAAGAAAGAACAGAAGGCCAGAUUAAAGGCUCAGAAGGCAAAGAAGAAGGUCCUCACAGCGUAUCAGAUCUUCUCUAAAGAGUACAGGUUGAGCAUCUUGGAGGAGCAGCCAGGUCUCGAUUUUGGAGAUUUAAGCAAGAAGUUGGCAGAUGCAUGGAAGCAGCUACCUGAGGGAGACAAACAGGUCUGGAGGGAGAGGGCGGAGUAUCUGCAGCACAAGCAGAUGAAGUACGAGUCCACUACAAGCAAACACAGUAAACACAGCCAGCCCAAACCUGCCAAAGACACCAGCAAAACUAAAGGUGUUGCUCAGUUCCCGGGAGUGGUUUCUCCGACCUCAACAGCAACACAGAUAGUAGCAGCGGUGCCGAAGAGGCCAGAGCCCGCUGUGACACUGCCUCAGAACGGACCGUCUCUGGGUCCAGCAACUGAACCCUCGCCUUCCCCACUCAGAGAUUCCGAGGUGGACCCAAUCGAUGCUGCUGCCCACUUGCAGUUGCUGGGCGAAUCCCUGUCCCUGAUUGGCCGCAGGCUUCAGGAGACUGAGGGGAUGGUGACGGUAUCAGGCUCUCUUUCUGUACUGUUGGACUCUGUGCUGUGUGCGCUUGGCCCUCUGGCAUGUCUCACUGCUCAGGUGCCAGAACUUAACGGCUGCCCUCCUCACGUACUGUCAAACACUCUGGAUAACAUAGCCUACGUCAUGCCUGGACUCUGAACGCUACCGGAUCGUCUCCCAAGUACAGACUUUCUCUUCUCUCUCUGGAAGAUGAGGCCUAGCUGGUAGCUCCUCACCCUUGGACCUUUUGUCAACCUCCUGGUUCUCAUCACGAGAAGGACUUGAAUUGCAUAUUUUUGCACUGGACAGACCACAGACUACACGUCUCCUUUUAACCUGCUUCUUAAUCCCUCGUUCCAUUUUUAUCCUGUCUGCUCUCCAUUUUGUAUUUUUGUCGCCGUGUUUGUCAUUCUUUCAAUUAAAAGCAUUUUAGUGAGACCUUUUAA